Messenger RNA from Aspergillus versicolor CBS 583.65, 1041 nucleotides. RefSeq lists its product as uncharacterized. The record is from RefSeq and is a predicted model, not a curated record. The coding region runs from base 31 to 882 and encodes 283 amino acids. The transcript has 3 exons. Gene Ontology annotation, molecular function: oxidoreductase activity, acting on the CH-OH group of donors, NAD or NADP as acceptor. Gene Ontology annotation, cellular component: cytoplasm. Lineage: Eukaryota; Fungi; Ascomycota; Eurotiomycetes; Eurotiales; Aspergillaceae.
GUUGCCCUGAUCACGGGUGGAGCUAGUGGAAUGGGAUAUGCAGUUGCUGCUGCCCUGUCUACACGCCCUGACUGGGAAAUCCACAUCCUGGACAUCAACUCAGACCGGGGGACAGCAGCAGCUGACGGUCUUGCCCGGACCACCUUCCACUAUGCAGACGUUACAAAGUACCCGAUCCUUAGCGAGGCGUUCCAGAAAUCGUUCCAGGCACACAAGAAACUCGAUUUCGUGUUUGCAAAUGCCGGCAUGAUCGAGCGUUUCAACUUCUACGAGUCCCACCCCUUCGGGUCCGGCGAGAUGGUGGCGCCGCCACCAGAACCGGAUCUGCUAUCAGUCGAUGCAGACUUGAAAGGGGUAAUCCUGACGACCUAUCUAGCGCAGCAUUACUUCCGCGCGUCCCCGGGCCAUGGGGUUGGGGCGAGUAUUGUCAUGACCGCUAGCUGCGGCGGGCUCUAUCCGUCAUUCUACUCCCCACUAUACUCGUCGGCAAAAUUCGGUGUGGUUGGCUUUAUGCGCUCGAUCGCGCAGCACUUCCACGCGGGGGGCGUCCGUGCCAAUGCCAUUUGCCCCGGAAUCGUACGCACCGACCUGGUUGAUCGGAAGGGAUGGAACGCCUUCCCGCAGCAUCGAUUCCUUGAGAUGCAGUCGGUGGUCCAAGUGGUGCUGCAGCUGGCGGGGGAGGGCGAGGGCGAGGGUGGGUCGGGCUUGACAGAUACACUAGGGACUCACGUACCCACCGACAGACUUUUCGGACAGGCCGUGGAGAUCUCGGACACUGGCGUCUACUUCCGGGACCAGCAUUCGUUCUGUGAUGACGGCAUGCGCGAGGUGAUGGCAGCGACAGUGCUGGAGAACCAGGUUGGGGCCAUUUUGAACAAGUAGUUCCAAGUAGUGUGACAAAUAAUCAGAAACGGGGAAUUUAUUGUCGACUCAGAUCGGCAGAGUCAAUUCCAGUGCAGUUCGGCUAUUUUCUUUUCUUUUUGGUUCGUCAGCUGAGUAUUAUGGAUAUUCAGUGUACAGACUACUCUGGAGGAAACCAGA